Molecule: messenger RNA, 2454 nt
Organism: Sphenostylis stenocarpa
Lineage: Eukaryota; Viridiplantae; Streptophyta; Magnoliopsida; Fabales; Fabaceae
Source: the annotation of a GenBank genome assembly
AUGGAGAUGACAGAGUUUGUCAAAUCAGAGAUUCCUUUCUCUUUUAAGGCUAUUCCACCAGUUGGUUGGGCCCUCACUAACAUUAUCUGCUUAGCAACAGGGAAUGAGAAUGAAUCCUUCAAUCAAGGUUUAGACCAUGCAUUGUAUGUCCGUGUUGUUAUUACAUUAGCCGAGGCUCUACUGGCUUGUCUUGAUAAUAUUGGAUGGGUCAGAAAGAAAAAGAAAGCCUUUCAAACUGAUGUUGAAAGUUCAACACAGCCAGUUGAUGCAGUUCAGCACGAGGGUGAAGAAACCAAUGAAUCCUUAAUAUUGUCAUACAUGGAUCAAUUUAGGCCUGUUUGUCAGCAGUGGCAUCUCAAAAUUCUUUUGGCAUCAAUUGAUGGAGAUUCCAUUAACAAGGCUGAGACUGUGCUAGAACUCUGUGAUGUUGCACUUUUUUAUUCUAACCUACUUAGAAUAUUUUCAGUCUUGAGUCCAAUUCGUGCCUCAUUAUCAGUUCUCAACAUGCUAUCAUUCACUCCAGGAUUUCUUUUGAGGUUAUGGAGUGUACUGGAGGGUUCCUUUUUCUCUGGAGACAAAUAUAAUUCUGAUAGUCACACAAGUGAAAACAGAAAACAUAAAGCCUUUGAGAAGAUGCACAAACAUGUCAGCAAAGACGGGGUUAAUAAGUGGGUCAAUGUACUUCAUAAAUUUACAGGUAUGUCACGAGCAGCAACAGAGUGCACUGAUUUUAUUGGCAGUCACUCUGAGCCUAGCAGAGUAGAUGAGGAUUCAUCAGAUAUAUGGGACAUAGAACCUAUGAGGCAUGGACCACAAGGCAUUCCAAAGGAUAUGUUUGCUGUGCUUCAUCUCUUCUGUGCGGCCUAUUCUCACCUGCUUUUAGUUCUUGAUGACAUAGAGUUCUAUGAGAAACAGGUUCCAUUCAAAAUAGAGCAGCAAAGAAGAAUUGCAUCAAUGCUAAAUACCCUUGUUUAUAAUGGCUUGUCUCAUGUUAGUGGUCAUCAUAAUAGGCCUCUCAUGGAUUGCGCUGUCAGAUGCUUACAUUUACUGUAUGAAAGGGAUUGCAGACACCCAUUUUGCCCCCCUGCUUUGUGGCUUUCUCCUGCUAGAAGGAGUCGGCCACCAAUUGCAGUCGCUGCCAGAACUCAUGAAGUUUUAGUAGCGAACCUGAAAUAUGACGAUUCAUCAGCCUUAUUGAGUGCAGGUUCUGUUGUCACCAUUGUUCCUCACAUUUUCCCUUUUGAGGAAAGAAGGGUAAGAGUUGAGAUGUUUCGUGAAUUCAUCAAGAUGGAUAAAGCAUCUCGAAAAAUGGCUGGUGAAAUUUCUGAACCUGGUUCACGAGCCAUUGAGAUUGUAGUACGUCGGGGUCAUGUUGUUGAAGAUGGAUUUCGGCAAUUAAAUUCCCUUGGGUCAAGGUUGAAGUCAUCUAUCCAUGUAUCAUUUGUUAGUGAAUGUGGUCUUCUUGAAGCUGGCCUGGACUAUGGUGGAUUAUCUAAAGAGUUUCUGACUGACUUAUCAAAAGCAGCAUUUGCUCCCGAAUAUGGACUCUUUUCCCAAACCUCAACUUCAGACAGGCUUCUAAUUCCAACUGCAUCUGCUAGAUAUUUGGAGAAUGGUCUUCAGAUGAUUGAGUUCCUUGGAAGAGUAGUGGGGAAAGCUCUAUAUGAAGGAAUAUUACUCGAUUACUCUUUCUCCCAUGUUUUUGUACAAAAGCUUUUGGGACGUUAUAGCUUUCUUGAUGAAUUAUCAACCCUUGAUCCAGAGCUAUACAGAAAUCUUAUGUAUGUCAAGAAUUAUGAUGGUGAUGUCAUGGAGCUCUGUCUUGAUUUCACAGUUACUGAAGAAUCAUUGGGCAAAAGGUAUGUGGUUGAACUUAAGUCUGGUGGCAAAGAUAUUUAUGUGACGAAUGAGAACAAGAUGCAGUACAUGCAUGCAAUGGCAGACUAUAAACUCAACCAACAGAUGUUGCCCUUUUCAAAUGCGUUUUAUAGAGGGUUAACUGAUCUUAUAUCUCCAUCCUGGUUGAAGUUAUUCAAUGCUAGUGAAUUUAAUCAGUUGCUUUCAGGUGGGAAUUAUGAUAUUGAUGUUGAUGAUCUGAAAGAUAACACACGAUACACGGGUGGUUACAAUGAGGGAAGCCGUACAAUCAAGAUUUUUUGGGAGGUAGUUAAAGGCUUUGAACCUGAAGAGCGUUGUUUGCUUCUCAAAUUUGUCACCAGUUGUUCUCGUGCUCCAUUACUUGGGUUCAAAUACUUGCAGCCACCAUUUACCAUCCACAAGGUUGCUUGCGAUGUUCCUCUUUGGGCAACAAUUGGAGGACAAGAUGUAGAUCGGCUUCCAUCAGCUUCAACCUGCUACAAUACACUCAAGCUUCCAACAUACAAACGUCCAGGCACCUUGAGAGCAAAGCUUCUAUAUGCUAUCAGUUCAAAUGCCGGAUUUGAACUUUCUUGA